This is a messenger RNA of Mizuhopecten yessoensis (Yesso scallop), 2228 nucleotides long. Its product is annotated as cytochrome P450 4F4-like. The coding region runs from base 270 to 1772 and encodes 500 amino acids. Gene Ontology annotation, molecular function: heme binding; iron ion binding; monooxygenase activity. The transcript is spliced from 13 exons. The record is from RefSeq and is a predicted model, not a curated record. NCBI's taxonomy places the organism in Eukaryota, Metazoa, Mollusca, Bivalvia, Pectinida, Pectinidae.
UUAAGAUGUUGUUAUUUAAAUGCAAAUUCAGACGAGGUCUCGCGUCGACUAUUCAACAGGAAACACGAAUACAUGACAGUGUCUCACAUCAAUUAAUUCACUGACUGAUGAACACAUAUCCAGUUUACUGUAUGUCUGGCUACUCAAAAUCAACUUUAUGCUGAUGUACCGUAUUCCCAGCAAACAUCAGCUGACGUCUUUAUACAUCGCUCUACUGCUACACACUUACGACAGGACACGGGAAACAUACGACAGAGAAAAUAUCCAACAUGGAGCUACCGAUGCUUGUGUUCUGUACCCUCCUGUUGGGGUUAUUCCUAUGGAAAUUGAACAGUUUGGUUCAAAAAUAUAAAACAUACAUCGGUCUGUAUACAUCCGACAAAGUGAUCAGAUUAGGAAAAUUUCAUCCGUUAUGGGGACAUUUACACUUGUUUGUUCCUCUCUAUAAAUUUCAAAUGUUGGUGGAUAAAGGGAUACGAGAUACAGGACGAAAGAUUACCUGUCACUGGAUGGCCUUCCUUUACCCAAUAUUUGGGGUGUGUCACCCGGCCACGGUCAAGAUUCUCCUUAAAUCAAGUGAACCAAAGAACAAACAGGCAGGCGGGGGCUACUUUACGCUUAUGCCGUGGUUAGGUGAUGGACUACUGAUCAGUGACGGUAAGAAGUGGGAGAGAAACAGACGCUUGUUGACACCAGCAUUCCACUUUGACGUACUCAAAGCCUAUGUACCAAUCUAUAACAAAGUCUUCGACAUCUUCCUGGACAAGAUGGAGGAAGCGACCAGUGGCGGUAAGAGUACAGACAUUUACCAUAGUGUAGGACUUGCUACACUGGAUACUCUGUUGCGCUGUGUUCUGUCGUACGAGGACAAAGUACAAGAACAGGGAUCCAAACAUCCGUAUGUUAACGCAGUACGGACCCUUACCCACAUUGCAGUCAAGAGAAUGAUGGAACCAUGGUUACAUCCAGACGUAUUAUUUAGGUUUUCGUCAUCUGGAAGGAAAUUCUUCAAAUACGCAAAGUUUGUACAUGAUUUUGACGAGAAAGUCAUCAAAGAAAGAAAACAAGCGUUGGCGGCUGAUACGUCAGUGAUGAGUAAACGUCGAUUGGACUUCCUGGACAUUCUGCUGAUCGCCCGAGACGAGCAGGGCGUGGGGCUGACUGACCGUGAGGUCAGGGACGAAGUCGACACCUUCCUGUUCGAGGGACAUGACACGACGGCUUCCUCUCUAAGUUGGGCCAUUUACUCAUUAUCGAAAAAUCCAGAAGAGCAACAAAAGGUCUACGAGGAAGUAACGAAAGUACUUGGUGACAGAACACACGUUGAAUGGUCUAAAAUUAAGGAGCUUUCCUGUCUCACGUUGGUCCUGAAGGAAUCCAUGCGUAUGUUUUCCCCAGUACCUUCAGUAGGCCGUAUCACAACACAGGAAGUAGACCUUGACGGCUUCAAGAUUCCCGCCAAUAUUGAGAUAUACGUUUUGAUACAGGCUCUUAACAACCGGGAGGAUUUAUGGGGCGAUCCAAAGAUCUUCCGACCUGACAGAUUUGUUGUGGAGCCCGAGAAAGACCCUUACAGCUACGUACCUUUCUCCGCUGGACCAAGAAACUGUAUAGGCCAACACUUCGCCCUGGAUGAACAGAAAGUCGCUCUUGCAAAAUUAGUACAAAGAUUUAAGGUAUUACCUGAUCCUGAUUAUGAACCGGAACUAGAUUUGGACCUCGUCCUGCGCUCUCAGAACGGGAUACGUAUAAAGUUGGAGAAGAGAUUAUGAUUUGGACUUCAGUCAUUUUUGUAAAGCUUGAUAGCAAUCUGGUUAAAAAACAAAAAUACGAACUAAGCUUUCAUUCAUAUGAAAAAAAGUCCAUAAAUGGUACAUAUUACAGUUGUGGGAACGCACAACGUAACACGACGUGCGGUGUGCACGAUGUAUGCACGAUGUGCGAACGAUUGAAAUCUGGACGAUUAUUGCUUGCGCACAUUUGUGCGGACUAUGGACGUUGUGCGAGGACAAUCGUGGUUGGUGUAAAUUGAGAAAUGGCUAAACAAUAAAUACGGCCUCGUGUUUAAACAUAUAAGCUACAUAUAUCAGCUGAUCUUUCUAUCUAUUUUCUAUCUUUUUUAAUUCAGAAAUAAUAUUUUCGGUGUUUUUCAAACGACCCAAAUCGACACAUGUAAAAUAGCACAUACAUAUAUUGACUCGGUCACGUACAUUUGUAUACAGGUAAAC